AUGGUGAGCGAGUCCCCGGGGCCCGGCGCCCGCGUGCCCUGGCGGCGGAGCGACGAGGCGCUGCGCGUGAACGUGGGCGGCGUGAGGCGGCGGCUGAGCGCACGCGCGCUGGCCCGCUUCCCGGGCACGCGGCUGGGCCGCCUGCAGGCCGCGGCGUCCGAGGAGCAGGCGCGGCGCCUGUGCGACGACUACGACGCGGCGGCGCGCGAGUUCUACUUCGACCGGCACCCGGGCUUCUUCCUGGGCCUGCUGCACUUCUACCGCACCGGCCGCCUGCACGUGCUCGACGAGCUGUGCGUCUUCGCCUUCGGCCAGGAGGCCGACUACUGGGGCCUGGGCGAGAGCGCGCUGGCCUCCUGCUGCCGCGCGCGCUACCUGGAGCGGCGCGUGGCGCGGCCGCGCGACUGGGACGAGGACAGCGACACGCCGAGCAGCGUGGACCCGUGCCCCGACGAGAUCUCCGACGUGCAGCGCGAGCUGGCGCGCUACGGGGCCGCGCGCUGCGGCCGCCUGCGCCGCCGCCUCUGGCUCACCAUGGAGAACCCCGGCUACUCGCUGCCCAGCAAGCUCUUCAGCUGCGUCUCCAUCGGCGUGGUGCUGGCCUCCAUCGCCGCCAUGUGCAUCCACAGCCUGCCCGAGUACCAGGCCCGCGAGGCGGCGGCCGCCGUGGCCGCGGUGGCCGCGGGUCGCGGCACGGAAGGCAUGCGCGACGACCCGGUGCUGCGGCACCUCGAGUACUUCUGCAUCGCCUGGUUCAGCUUCGAGGUGUCGUCGCGCCUCCUGCUGGCGCCCAGCACGCGCAACUUCUUCUGCCACCCCCUCAACCUCAUCGACAUCGUGUCGGUGCUGCCCUUCUACCUCACGCUGCUGGCCGGCGUGGCGCUCGGCGACCGGGGCGGCGCGGGCGGCGAGGACCUCGGUGACCUGGGCAAGGUGGUGCAGGUGUUCCGCCUCAUGCGCAUCUUCCGCGUGCUCAAGCUGGCCCGCCACUCCACCGGGCUGCGCUCGCUGGGCGCCACGCUCAAGCACAGCUACCGCGAGGUGGGCAUUUUACUGCUGUAUCUGGCCGUGGGCGUGUCCGUGUUCUCUGGUGUGGCCUACACAGCCGAGAAGGAGGAGGACGUGGGCUUUGACACCAUUCCCGCCUGCUGGUGGUGGGGCACGGUGAGCAUGACCACUGUGGGCUACGGGGACGUGGUGCCCGUGACGGUGGCUGGCAAGCUGGCAGCCUCAGGCUGCAUCCUCGGGGGCAUCCUGGUGGUGGCGCUCCCCAUCACCAUCAUCUUCAAUAAGUUCUCUCACUUCUACCGGCGCCAGAAGGCUCUGGAGGCUGCUGUGCGCAACAGCGACCCCCGGGGGUUUGAGGAUUUGCUGAGCAGUGUGGAUGGGGUGUCGGAGGCGUCUCUGGAGACCUCCCGUGAGACCUCCCAGGAGGGAAGGUCUGCAGACCUGGAGGCCCAGGCCCCGAGUGCACCUGCAGACUCUCAGGUUUAUUAA
Lynx canadensis (Canada lynx) is the source of this 1497-nucleotide messenger RNA. It is a transcript of the gene KCNS1, whose product is annotated as potassium voltage-gated channel modifier subfamily S member 1. The coding region runs from base 1 to 1497 and encodes 498 amino acids. The record is from RefSeq and is a predicted model, not a curated record. NCBI's taxonomy places the organism in Eukaryota, Metazoa, Chordata, Mammalia, Carnivora, Felidae. Gene Ontology annotation, biological process: protein homooligomerization; potassium ion transmembrane transport; regulation of delayed rectifier potassium channel activity. The transcript has 2 exons. Gene Ontology annotation, cellular component: voltage-gated potassium channel complex; membrane. Gene Ontology annotation, molecular function: protein binding; delayed rectifier potassium channel activity.